Euleptes europaea (tarantolino) is the source of this 926-nucleotide messenger RNA. RefSeq names its product MYC associated factor X (gene MAX). Gene Ontology annotation, biological process: positive regulation of transcription by RNA polymerase II. The record is from RefSeq and is a predicted model, not a curated record. NCBI's taxonomy places the organism in Eukaryota, Metazoa, Chordata, Lepidosauria, Squamata, Sphaerodactylidae. The coding region runs from base 54 to 509 and encodes 151 amino acids. The transcript is spliced from 4 exons. Gene Ontology annotation, cellular component: RNA polymerase II transcription regulator complex. Gene Ontology annotation, molecular function: DNA-binding transcription factor activity; protein dimerization activity.
GCAGCGCCUGCCAGGGAGGCCUCGGAGUGGCUCAAGCGGGCGACGGCCGCAGCAUGAGCGACAACGAUGACAUCGAGGUGGAGAGCGACGCUGAUAAACGUGCUCACCACAAUGCACUGGAGCGCAAGCGUAGGGACCACAUCAAGGACAGUUUCCACAGCCUCCGGGACUCUGUGCCAUCACUUCAGGGAGAGAAGGCAUCCCGGGCCCAAAUCCUAGAUAAAGCCACAGAGUACAUCCAGUACAUGCGCCGAAAAAACCACACACACCAGCAGGACAUCGAUGACCUAAAGCGCCAGAAUGCCCUAUUGGAACAGCAAGUUCGUGCACUGGAAAAGGCAAGAUCAAGUGCUCAGCUGCAGGCCAACUAUUCCUCUUCCGACAACAGCCUGUACACCAAUCCUAAGGGCAGCACCAUCUCCGCCUUUGAUGGAGGCUCUGACUCCAGCUCAGAGUCCGAGCUGGAAGAGCCUCAGAGCCGGAAGAAGCUUCGCAUGGAGGCCAGCUAGAAGAGGUCUCUGUUCCUGCUGCCAUUAGACACUUGCUGGCUGCUUAAGGACUUUCAUUUCCUUCUUUAGUAGAGGCUCUUGGACUGCAGCUUCCCCAGUUUCUUGUCCUUUACUGACCCCCCCUUUUGAGUUAAUCCAAACCUCUGGCUUGGCAGCUUAUCCUCUGGAAGACAUCAGCCAUGGCUUGGAGCAGGAUGUAGCCCUGUCUUGCUCGUCCUGCCCUGUGGCUGCAAGUUUCUAGUGCCAGGAAUGUUCAGGCUAUCUGAUGAACUGACGAUAGCCUGUGAUUGCCUGGGCUGUGUGAGGACAAUGACUGCUCCAUUUGUCCACUAGAGCUGCACCACUCACUCUGUUGCAUUGAUCAGAAUAUUUCUAUUUAUGUCAACAAGGCCAAAUGUCUCCCUGAAGAAUCUUGGG